AUGGCCUCGCCGACCACCCAGACGGCCAAUGCCAUUGCCGCAAUCACCAACAAGUCCAAAAUCACCAUCCCUACCAUCGACUUCACCCAGCACACCCUCGAGAAUGGCGAGAUUGUGUCCACCACGGAACGCGUGGUCAAGGAUGUCCAGGCUCCCGCCAUGUAUCUUCCCAGCGACGACCAGUUCUGGUCCAAGCAGGACCGUUCCAAGCCUGACAUUGCCUUCCUCAAGAACCACUUUUACCGCGAAGGCCGUCUGACCGAGGAGCAGGCGCUCUACAUUCUUGAGAAGGGUGGCGAAAUACUGCAUGCCGAGCCCAACCUCCUCGAGGUUGAUGCCCCCAUCACUGUGUGCGGUGACAUUCACGGCCAAUACUAUGACCUCAUGAAGCUGUUCGAGGUUGGUGGCAACCCCGCCGACACUCGCUACCUCUUCCUCGGCGACUAUGUGGACCGUGGCUACUUUUCCAUCGAGUGUGUGCUCUACCUCUGGGCGCUCAAGAUGUGGUACCCCGACACCCUCUUCCUCCUCCGCGGUAACCACGAGUGUCGUCACCUGACAGACUACUUUACCUUCAAGCUCGAGUGCAAGCACAAGUACUCGGAGACUGUCUACAACGCGUGCAUGGACUCGUUCUGCAACCUUCCCCUUGCCGCAAUCAUGAACAAGCAGUUCCUCUGCAUUCACGGUGGUCUGUCGCCCGAGCUCCACACGCUCGACGACCUGCGCGCGGUCAACCGUUUCCGCGAGCCCCCAACCCACGGUCUCAUGUGCGACAUUCUCUGGGCCGACCCGUUGGAGGACUUUGGCAACGAGAAGAACCCGUCGGACAACUUUGUGCACAACCACGUCCGCGGUUGCUCGUACUUCUUCACCUACAACGCCGCGUGCCAGUUCCUUGAACGCAACAACCUGCUCUCGAUUAUUCGUGCGCACGAGGCCCAGGACGCUGGUUACCGCAUGUACAAGAAGACCAAGACUACGGGCUUCCCCUCGGUCAUGACCAUCUUCUCGGCCCCCAACUACCUCGACGUCUACUCGAACAAGGCCGCUGUCCUCAAGUACGAGGCCAACGUCAUGAACAUUCGUCAGUUCAACUGCACCCCGCACCCGUACUGGCUGCCCAACUUCAUGGACGUGUUCACCUGGUCGCUCCCCUUCGUUGGCGAGAAGAUCACGGACAUGCUCAUUGCCAUUCUCAACUGCUGCACCAAGGAGGAGCUCGAGGAGGAAGAGGAGACGCCAAUGAUCACCCCGGAGACUCCCGAGGUGGAGGGCGAGGUGUCUGCCGAGAGGAGACAGAUCAUCAAGAACAAGAUUCUCGCUGUUGGCCGCAUGUCGCGCGUCUUCUCGCUGCUGCGUGAAGAGUCGGAGCGUGUGUCCGAGCUCAAGAGCCUUACUGGGUCAAACACGCUGCCCGCUGGGCUGCUGGCCAACGGUGCCGAGGGUAUCAAGGAGGCGAUCCAGGGCUUUGACGAUGCUCGCAAGUCGGACAUUGAGAACGAGCGCCUGCCGCCUGACAUUAUCGACCCCGAGGAGGUCAGCUUGUCGUCGCCAGCGGCGACUGCGCCCCCAUCCCCCGUCUCCCCCUCGUCGCCGAUGGAGUCGAUCCCCCCUUCGCCCAUCUCGCCCUCGACCCCCGGUGGUAUGCCCUGGAGGCGCGGCCACGGCCGCCAGGCCUCGCUUGGUACCACCAAGACGUCGCCUUCCACCCGUCGCCGUUCGCUGGAGAACACAAUGGAGCUCAUCCGCGACGUUGUCGAUGGCAAGGACGCCAACGCCGACUCGAACGUCCGCGAGCUUGCCGAGGUCAUCUCGAGCCCCGUCCGUAGCCGCCCCGAGAACUCAUUCGCGUAA
Apiotrichum porosum is the source of this 1857-nucleotide messenger RNA. RefSeq names its product 3',5'-cyclic-nucleotide phosphodiesterase (PDEase) (3':5'-CNP) (gene CNA1). NCBI's taxonomy places the organism in Eukaryota, Fungi, Basidiomycota, Tremellomycetes, Trichosporonales, Trichosporonaceae. Gene Ontology annotation, cellular component: cytoplasm; calcineurin complex. Gene Ontology annotation, molecular function: calmodulin-dependent protein phosphatase activity; calmodulin binding. Gene Ontology annotation, biological process: fungal-type cell wall organization; calcineurin-mediated signaling. The transcript has 9 exons. The record is from RefSeq and is a predicted model, not a curated record. Bases 1 to 1857 code for a protein of 618 amino acids.